CCAGCGUGUUUGGUUGGACGUAGAAGUGGAACGCCUCGAAGGUGAUUGGCCGUUACUGGAGGAGGCCAACCGCAGCUGUUCCCGGGGUUCCGAGGAGAACGCACGGAGAGAGGGUUUAAGCAAGGAUGCAGUGACGGGAUUAGUACUGUACGGCGAAGGGCUGAUCGAAUCGCGAGCUGAACGCGUCCGUCGUCAAAUCGCCACCUACGCGCUAUCGCGUCGGCACCUCCGUGAGAGCGCGCGGUCAGCAGAAGAGCAGCAUGUUUUUCGAAAUAAAGAAGCGACCAUUUUGUCAAGACAACUCUGAAGAUGGCACAGGACUGAUGGAGGAUGAGUGACAUUUUUCAGUCUUCCUGCUGUGACGGAGGAGGGACCUGUCGGUGUUUGUGGGCUUGAAAAUGGAUGUUCAAUGAUGCAAGGGCUACCAUGGGCAGCGUCACACUGCGCUACUUCUGCUAUGGGUGUCUUUUCACAUCUGUGACGUGGACCGUCCUGCUCUUCAUCUACUUCAGCCUCAGCCAGGACAGCCAGCCCUUCAGAAAUGUGCCCGUCCCGGGGUCGCAUCCCCUCGGUUACCAGCACCGCUUUCAGCCCCGCUUCACCCGCGGACCAGGGCGCGAGCUCCACCCGCCCAAGGUGGAGCGCAGGCAGCAGCCCCACGAGGCCCCUGUGGCCAACAGGAAGGCUCCAAACCUCUCGCCGGAGAUGGGUAUGAUCUUCAAUGAGCAAGACCAGGAGAUCCGGGACAUGGGUUACCACAAGCAUGCAUUCAACAUGCUCAUCAGCAACCGGCUCGGGUACCACAGAGACCUCCCUGACACCAGGAAUGAGAAGUGUAAAGAGGUGACGUAUCCACUAGCCCUGCCCACUGCCAGCGUGGUCAUCUGCUUCUUCAACGAGGCGUUCUCUGCUUUGCUGCGCACUGUACACAGCGUGCUGGACCGCACGCCUUCGUACCUUCUGCACGAGAUCAUACUGGUGGAUGACAACAGCGAACUGGCGGACCUGAAGGAGGACCUGGACUCAUACAUCGAGCAGAACCUCCAGGGGAAGGUGAAGCUGGUGCGCAAUGAGGAGCGCCAAGGCUUGAUCCGAGGGAGGAUGGUGGGGGCGGCGCACGCGACAGGGAAGGUGCUGGUGUUCCUGGACAGUCACUGCGAGGUGAACGAAAUGUGGCUGGAACCGCUGCUGGCGCCAAUCAAGCAGGACCGGCGUACGGUGGUGUGUCCCGUCAUAGACAUCAUCAGCGCCGACACGCUGGUCUACAGCCCGUCGCCCAUCGUCCGCGGGGGCUUCAACUGGGGCCUCCACUUCAAGUGGGACCCCGUGCCCCCAUCAGAGCUCAACAGCCCCAAUGGAGCUGUCGCCCCCAUCAGGUCUCCCACGAUGGCAGGGGGCCUGUUUGCCAUGGACAGGGGCUACUUUGAUGAGCUCGGUCAGUACGACAGUGGCAUGGACAUCUGGGGAGGGGAGAACCUGGAGAUCUCCUUCAGGAUCUGGAUGUGUGGGGGUCAGUUGCUGAUCAUCCCCUGCUCGCGGGUCGGCCACAUUUUCCGCAAGAGGCGUCCCUACGGCUCUCCGGGGGGGCAAGACACAAUGGCGCACAACUCCCUGCGCUUGGCCCACGUCUGGAUGGACGAGUACAAGGAGCAGUACUUUGCCCUUCGCCCGGAGCUGAGGAGCCGCGACUAUGGGGACAUCAGCGAGAGGCUGGCGGUGCGCCAGCGGCUAAAGUGCCACUCCUUCAAGUGGUACCUGGACAACAUCUACCCUGAGAUGCAGGUGUCGGAUCCACGCAAUAAAGCGCAGCAACCUGUCUUCGUCAACAAGGGUUUGAGGAGACCCAAAGUGCUGCGGAGGGGAAGGCUCCGAAACCUACAAACGGACAAGUGUCUGGUGGCCCAAGGCCGUCCCAGUCAGAAGGGUGGCAUGGUGGUGGUGCACGCCUGCGACUCCCACGAUGCCGAGCAGGAGUGGACCUACGAUGAGGAGCACGAGUUCAUCCUGGCCGGGAUGCUCUGCCUGGACGUGUCAGAAAUGCGCUCGUCGGACCCGCCGCGUCUCAUGAAGUGCCACGGCUCGGGGGGCUCGCAGCAGUGGACCCUUGGGAAGAACAGUCGUCUUUACCAAGUGUCUGUGGGCAAGUGCCUGGCAGUGCUCGACCCACUCAGCCAUAAAGGGUAUGUUGCCAUGGCGAUAUGCGACGGCUCUCUGGCCCAGCAGUGGCGACUGGAGGACUGAUCCCUGCCAAGCGGGAGGAAGUGGGGACAUGGAUGGGAGGGCUACAUAAUUCAUGGACCCCCCUCUAGGGCAGUGCUCAUCCUGGCCCCCUUUGUUGGCGCUGAAGCUACUCACUGUUGCAAAGAGUAGAAGGCAGGAUGCAUCCUUUUCUGCGGCAAGACAUGUGUGUGUCCAGCAGGUAGGACACAGCUGUGGGCUGAACAUGUUUGUGGUUUCAGAAUUUUAAAACAAUACAAUGCCUAUUUAUAUUAAUCGGAUUUUAACUACUUUCAUCUGAUUUUUACAUAAUUUGCAAGUGCCCACCCCUCCCCCACAGUUGCAGUUGUAUUCCAAACAUUAAGAUAUGAUCAAUAAGUUUGUAGUACAACCAAUACCAUUGUGUUUUUUUUGUCAGAUAGUUUGAAGGUUUUAAUCACCAGAAAAGACCUCUGUCGGCUUGUCCAACAGUUAAAACAGGAGUGCAGCACGUUUCCCUGAGAAGAAAUACUUGUCAAAGGUUCGAAUACACAUCAUCAUGAAUGUAUUACUCUACAUUUGGAACAUGCAGUGGUCAUUUUGUAAAUACAACAAAAUAAAUUUUAAUGGAGUUCAGUUUUUUUUGUGGAGGGGCUUUCCUGUCAGUCUAUAUCACCGCAUCACACUGAUUUACCACAGCUCUACUGUAUAACUGCAUUACUGGCAUACCUGUUAUGUCAAAGGAGAUAUCUUAAAGCUAUACAACAAGAUGUAAAAUAUUUUAUUUUCUUGUAAAUGCUUCUAAAUCUGGAUCCACAAACUCAAAACCCAUUACACUCUUUAUACUUCAAAAAGGUUUUUUUUUUUUUUUUUAAAACAGUAGCUACUACUAUACAGGACAAAAACAUAGAACAAAUACUGGUAAUAUGCUGGAAUAUUGUACAAGAGAAAGUAUCCAAGGAACAAUUACAACUAUUGCAGGAAAAUAUAUAUACACAAUUGAUUCUUCUGAAAGUUAAAAAAUACAUCAUGCCAUAUACAUUGAAGUUCAAGACUGCCUUUGCGUAUAGCAACACCUGUACAGUCCAUUAAAGUUGUGCACAAAAAAUGAGAAGUUCUUGUCAUUUCAAACUUGCUCACAAAGGGUCAGUACCAGAUUCUUUAUUUCUUAAGUCAAAACAUCCCAUUUCAGAAGAUCGAUCAUUUUUUGACCAAACAAAUAUUUCAAUAAGCGUAAACAAAAGCAAAGUUAUUUCAUUUUAAAUCAUUUUCACUCUGAUUGCCAAGCUCCUUAACACAGCAGCAAAGGCCAAACUACUUCCAGAGAAAUCUGACAGACUUUUAAGACUGCAUGAUUUGAAUGUUAAAGUGAGACCAUUUGCACAUGCUCAAGUUAAAAAGCUUUAAGUUUCAUAUGGGAUGUUUUAGAAACCUAAAUUCACAGUUAUCACUAUUUCUAAACUCAAAUGUAAGGAUGUCACCAUGAUUUCCAUCUGAUCUGCCUUGUGAGGCCACAAUCCCACAUUUCAUAACAAAAUGAUCAUUAAAGGCCAAAAAACCUUAACAGGGAAAUAAUGUUCAAGUGGUCAGAAAACAUUAGAUCAACAACAAUACUAAACUCUAAGUUCACA
Scleropages formosus (Asian bonytongue) is the source of this 3827-nucleotide messenger RNA. RefSeq names its product UDP-N-acetyl-alpha-D-galactosamine:polypeptide N-acetylgalactosaminyltransferase 11 (GalNAc-T11) (gene galnt11). Bases 403 to 2241 code for a protein of 612 amino acids. Gene Ontology annotation, biological process: regulation of Notch signaling pathway; protein O-linked glycosylation. The record is from RefSeq and is a predicted model, not a curated record. Gene Ontology annotation, molecular function: polypeptide N-acetylgalactosaminyltransferase activity; Notch binding. Lineage: Eukaryota; Metazoa; Chordata; Actinopteri; Osteoglossiformes; Osteoglossidae. The transcript has 14 exons. Gene Ontology annotation, cellular component: Golgi apparatus.